Molecule: messenger RNA, 1972 nt
Organism: Periophthalmus magnuspinnatus
Lineage: Eukaryota; Metazoa; Chordata; Actinopteri; Gobiiformes; Gobiidae
Product: zinc finger protein 135-like
Exons: 3
Coding region: 163-1353 (396 amino acids)
Biological process (GO): regulation of transcription by RNA polymerase II
Molecular function (GO): DNA-binding transcription factor activity; RNA polymerase II cis-regulatory region sequence-specific DNA binding
Source: RefSeq, a predicted model, not a curated record
ACUUCCCUCUACUGCAGUACCACGGGCGACCAGUGUGCGGCAGCAACACGCCACACGGCCACAGCGAGGAGCGCCCGAAGGAGCGAGCUUUUUUACCACAACCAGCGGGGAAGGAAAAGAGACAGAAAACAGAAAAAGUGACAAAACCAGACGGUUUGUAAAAUGUCUAAAGUCCAAAGGCUGAGAGCUUUGGUGGAGGAGCGGCUGACUGCGGCUGCUGAAGACAUAUAUGUGCUGUUUGAAAGAAUCAUAGCCGAGUAUGAGGAGGAACUGUGUCGCUCCAAACAGGAGAACGAGAGGAACCAACGGCUCCUGGACUCGACUCUGAGUCCUCAGAGCCCGAGAGUCGUGCUGACCAGAGUCGGUGUCCACAUGUCCUCUCUGAGUCCUGGUCUCACUCUGAAACAGGAAAUCCCAGAGACUCCACAGAUUAAAGAGGAGCCAGAAGAACAGCACGUCAAACAGGAGGAAGAGGAGCUGCAAGUGUCUGUCCCUGAGGCCAAUGAUGGCUGUGUGAAGACAGAAGAGCCCUCACUGCUUCAAAGAAAAGAAACUGAUCACAGAGAGGACACACAGGGAGAGGACAUCAACUCAGAGACACAUGUCCACCUCGAGACUGAGGGAGACACGGAGCACUCUUCUGACACUGACAGUGAUGAAGACUGGAGUGCUCCAAUCGGCUCUUCAGCUGCACAGAUGGAGACAGAUGCAGAUGGAGACCACUGCAACCAAGUCCAGAUCAGAGACAAAAGCACCACUGCACCAAACUCAAGUCUAUCCCCCAAAUACAAAUCUGCACCAGAGACCAGAGCCACUGUGGACAAUGGGGACGUGUCAGGAACAGCUGAAGGAACUGCAGACAAGAAACACCAGUGCUCUGUUUGUAAAAAGAGAUUUGGCUUAAAAAUCGAUUCAAUAAGACACUUUAGAAUUCACACAGGAGAGAAACCUUACAGCUGUUCUGUCUGUGAGAAAGCAUUUAUUCAAAAGGGUCAUCUCACAGAACACAUGAGAACACACACCGGGGAAAAACCUUACAGCUGUUCUCUCUGUGGGAAAGCAUUUAAUCUAAAGAGUCAUCUCACAAAUCACAUGAGAACACACACAGGAGACAAGCCUUACAGGUGUUCUCUCUGUGAGGAAGCAUUUAUUCAAAAGAGUAAUUUUAUAUACCACAUGAAGAAACACACAGGAGACAAACCUUACAGCUGUUCUGUCUGUGAUAAAGCAUUUAUUAAAAACAGCGAUCUCACAAGACACAUGAAAACACACACAGGAGAAAAGCCUUACAGCUGUUCUGCCCAGAGCAUUGAUCUGAAAAGACAUACAAAAAGUCACACAGGAGAGAAAUAGUUUAAAAUAAAGUCUAACAAGCCUCAAACAGAGCAGUGCUUACAGUUAACAUCACACCGCCAAAGAAUGUUGAUGACAUCAGCUGCACAGUAUCAUUUGUACUUAGUUGAGUCGAUGUUUAAACCUGUGUCUGUAUUUAUUAGACACGUAACUGUUUGUUUACUGAAGUAUCAUUUUUCAGUUCUAUUUCUACCAAUGUAGGGCUGAAUGAUUUAGGGAUUUUUUAUGUUUUAAUAAUGUAAAUCUGUUCAAAGUUCAUAUUUUAAACACAUCCAGAGGAAAUGACAAAAAGACUGAAAUCUGAACUGACAAACUAAUGCAAGAAUCACAUUUCACAACAUGUUUGUACAGAACUACAGGGUUAGGAGAUUUUAAGCAGUAUCAAUAUUACAAAAGUCACAUUCAAAGGACAGAAAUUAACCAAACUUUACAAUGAUCCUGAUCUGUAUCUUUUACAAGUGUAAGACACAUAGACUCGUAUACACCCAUGGACCACUAUGAACCUACUGCACACUGAGGGAUUACACACAUAUAACACACAUGGGAAUAUGAAAGAAAGUACUACCAUUUAAAGUUAAAAUCACAUUGUAUUGUGUAAAUAAAGAGUGUUUUUAUUAUC